UAAAAUGGCAAACACCAAUAGCCUCAUUCUUCUCAUUUGCCUAAGCUCCAUUGUAGUAAUAUCAGCCGAUUGGAACAUCAUGAGCCUGCAGAAUGCAAAGCAAAAUGGCCUAGAAAUCACCCUCAAGAACUACUGCGAAAGCUGGAGGCUAAAUGUCGAGCUCAACAACAUCAGAGAUUUUGAAGUUGUCCCCGAAGAAUGCAUCGAUUAUCUCAAGAAAUACGCCACUUCAUCUCAAUACGACAUUGAUUCUGAGAGGACCGUUGAUGAAUGCACCGUUUUCAUCUCCACUUCCUGCACCCUUAGACUCGAUGGAAGAGAUGCUUGGAUUUUCGACAUCGAUGACACCCUUCUCUCAACCGUCCCCUACUACAAGAAACAUCAUUUUGGGGGAGAAAAGCUGAAUUUGACAAGCUUUGAGGAAUGGAUAAGGAAGGGAAGUGCACCAGCUCUUACAUCUUCUUUGAAGUUGUUUAAUUACUUGAAGGCUAGAGGAGUUCAGAUCAUUUUGUUGUCUUCUAGAAGGGAAUAUGUGAGAUCUGCCACCAUUGAUAAUCUUGUUGAUGUUGGUUAUCAUGGAUGGACUUCUUUAAUCCUAAGGGGACCAGAUGAUGAAGGAAAGACAGUUCAACUUUACAAAAGAGAAGCUAGGAAACAAUUGGUUGAAUCUGGUUAUAGAAUUUUGGGUAUUCUUGGUGAUCAAUGGAGCAGCAUUAAGGGACUUCCUAGUGCUAAGAGAACAUUCAAGCUUCCAAAUUCGGUCUAUUAUGUUGCUUGAUUCUUCAAUUAACCAACAAUUCUCUAUGUUUUAUAAUAUUUAUUCAUGUUUUCAAAUUUUUUCUAUCUUUAAAGUGAGGAAUUCUUGGUGAGAAAUAUUCUCAUUGUCCUCAUUGUAAUUGAGUUGGGUUUGGGUUUCAAUUUUCUUAUGUUUGUUUGAAUGUGUUAAAUUUGAAAAUAAAAUUUUAAUAUUGCAUUU
This is a messenger RNA of Impatiens glandulifera, 976 nucleotides long. Its product is annotated as acid phosphatase 1-like. The coding region runs from base 5 to 778 and encodes 257 amino acids. The transcript is spliced from 2 exons. Gene Ontology annotation, molecular function: acid phosphatase activity. The record is from RefSeq and is a predicted model, not a curated record. Lineage: Eukaryota; Viridiplantae; Streptophyta; Magnoliopsida; Ericales; Balsaminaceae.